GGUUUUUGCCUCCCUUCUUAAUAUUCGAAUCCUCUUUCAUCUCCUGAGCAGCCGCCGGAACACUCUGAGGCUAGCGAGCAACUGUGAUGCUGUCCCCGAGACAUCACGUGAUCGACGUCGGGCAUUCCGAGACCGUCAGAGCAGCUGGCACGCAGCCCACCGCCGAUUCAACGUCGGCUGUGGAUCUCCUAGUUCGGUUCUCCAUUUCCGGACGCGAGCAAGAUCAGCAUGGUCAAGACUCAGUCGUCGAGAACAACGCGGAUCCGACUCAGGAUGGAGGCCCACCUAAGUUUUCAAUAUCAUUUGUUGGGUUGCCUGAUGCGCAAAAAACCGACACGACCAGAUCAUGUUCGAUGAUCAGCAAGAGUCAUUCUCAUCGUGUGGGGUUUCCCGGGGAGAUUCUUGAGAGAUGUUCGUGGUGCAAGAAGAAGAUCCUAGAGAACACCGAUCUGUAUAUGUACGGUUACAACCUCGGGGUAUAUUGUUCGGUCGAAUGUCGGAAAAAGCAAAUGGCAUUGGACGGGUACGACGUCGAAGACUGCGCGCCUCGACCCGACCAUCACCGGCGGUAAUUCUAUGUUUGCUCAUCCACACGCGUUUGCAAAAGGGAUGGUGUGUUCUUAUAUGUCGCGAAUUAGAACCG
This is a messenger RNA of Rhodamnia argentea, 643 nucleotides long. RefSeq lists its product as uncharacterized. The coding region runs from base 87 to 572 and encodes 161 amino acids. NCBI's taxonomy places the organism in Eukaryota, Viridiplantae, Streptophyta, Magnoliopsida, Myrtales, Myrtaceae. The record is from RefSeq and is a predicted model, not a curated record. The transcript has 2 exons.